Molecule: messenger RNA, 855 nt
Organism: Notothenia coriiceps (black rockcod)
Lineage: Eukaryota; Metazoa; Chordata; Actinopteri; Perciformes; Nototheniidae
Product: sterile alpha motif domain-containing protein 3-like
Exons: 1
Source: RefSeq, a predicted model, not a curated record
AUGACAUUUACGAAACGACCCGACCCCCUUGAAGAUUGAAUUGGCUGGCUCCAAGACUCACUCCAAGCUGAUUACAGCUUCGCCUUACAGUAUCAAGAUCCCGAGUUUAACAACGAACUGUGUAACCUGACAGAUAUCUCGGAGCUCCCAGACAAGCCAACGAUCAAAAUCAUCCCAACGAUUUUACUUGUACCCGUCACUGCACCAACAGAAGCAUGUCGUGAUACAAGCAGCACGGCAGACACUGAAAUCCGGUCCAACUCCUCUCUUGAUAGAAGUUUGCAGUGGCCAGAAGAAUUUGAAAUCCCCAAAUUUUCUGUGGAUGUUGAGUACAGACUCCGUCAAACCAACCUGUUGCAUCUCAGGGAUGGAACAUAUCUCAAAGUGACAAAGGAGCUGAAGCAUGACAUCCUGUAGAAACUGUCUGAGACGAUUUAUACAUAUGAUGCCUACCCCUCAAAGCAACAUUUUGAAGCUGUAGCAAAAGCCUUAGUGCAAUCACACCCAUGUCUGAAAGAAGCAGGCUCAUCAUCUGGCUGGGAUGGAUGAAAGAACAGUCUAAAGUUCAAGAUGGGUAACUACAGACACAAAAUGCGCGUCCUUGGUCGACGUGAUGUCACUGUCAAUGGUGGUAAACGGGGAAGGUUCACUACAGAUGGUUUGCCUCCCCACAAGGACAUCAAGAGGCCAAGGAAAGGCGAAAUCAAUUUCCUACCUGACAAUCCAGAGGGGAUGGAUGACUGCAACCUAGAAGCUUCUCGCCAGGUUCUGGUCAACGAGAUGAUGAAGACGAAUCCUAAUGGAUCCCUUAUUAAGAAAGAGAUGGCCAAGACUUUUGCUCUUCGGAGAAAAUAA